This is a messenger RNA of Monomorium pharaonis (pharaoh ant), 4957 nucleotides long. RefSeq lists its product as uncharacterized. The coding region runs from base 2430 to 3428 and encodes 332 amino acids. The record is from RefSeq and is a predicted model, not a curated record. NCBI's taxonomy places the organism in Eukaryota, Metazoa, Arthropoda, Insecta, Hymenoptera, Formicidae. The transcript is spliced from 4 exons.
ACGGAAACGAGAGGCGCGAGGUACAGUUUUUAUCGAGUGCCAUAUGGAACGAUUUUUUUUUUUGCGUGCACAAUUUUUUCUACGGUUCCACCGACUCGCUCUCUAUCGGAGAUCUCGAAAUAUUGCGAUAAAAAACGUAUGCUUGUAUUUUUGGGGGGAACGAUAUGUAGUGGCUCGAUAGGCCGUUUAGAUUUUUUUUUUCCUCAACGAAUUCAAUCCGUCGUUCGAAUUCCGUGAGGUCGAGUGUAUGCAUGGCACGCAUCGUUAGAACUCUUUCGUGACCCGACCGUAAUAGCUUCCGGUCAGACAUCCAGCGGCGCUCGUUUCCGGUUCCCACCCUGCUGCACGUGCAUGAAAAGGGGAAUUGGUUGAUUUCGCGUUGUCAGAUAUAAUCGGCCAAAUAUAUAUAACGUCGUGUAAAUUUCCGCGGCGUUUGCUACUUUUUCCUAUCGCGGCUAGCGCGCGAAUGUCGGUGAGAAUGUGCGCUCACCGUCGCGCAACGAGCCGUAUUAUGCGGGCAGCGCGAUUGUCCGCGCCAUUAAAACGUUUCUGACGGAUUUUUCAAAAGCAAUUUUCUUUGCCAUCUUUUAUUAUAUAAGAUGCUGGAAUUCUGCGAGGUAUCGCCGAGGAGUAUAACGGAAAUCUAGGAAACCGUAAUAACGAGCCGCGAUUCCAUUUCAUCUGCCAAGGCUACCGUUAUCGAGCAUCCCGAAGAACCUCCUUCUUUUUCUGCUCACGCACAUGCACACGGGCGCUAAUUAAUUAUCGAGGUGUCUUCUAAUUUCUCGAUGGUAUGCGCGAUAAUAAUGUGUUUAACAUGCAGGCGUCUGUUUAACGUGACGAUUUUCCAUCACGUCGAUGUAAGAUAUCUGUGUACGUAGAUAAAUGCAUAUUCUAGGAAAUCCUGUUUUUUUACAAGACACCCGUUGAGUACUCGCUCGCAUUAACAGUCUUGCUAUUGUACGCGGGUGUAAUUCGACGACAGGUGUACAGGGCGGCCCAUAAAAUGCGUGUCUUUUUUGCACGUUAUUUUCUUGUGCUAUUUUUUAGAUUUGUAUUUGUUUAGAACUUGUUGAAGCAUUUUUUACAGUGCACAAAUAACGAUUGUAAAAUACAACGUUCAUUUGAUUUCUUUUACGGAAAAAUUAUUUUAGUAAAUAUUUUGACUAAAUAUAAAAAAUUUUUAUAUUAAAUAAAAUUAUUUUUUUUUUAAUAUUAUGUAGAAAAAAAUAUUAAAGACACUAAUUUAAAAACUUUAACAUUAACAUAAUGAUUUGUACAAUUGUUUUAUGUAAUUUUUAGAAUGUUAAGAUUUGAUUUUCAUAAGUUGAGAUUGAAACUUUUAUUAUGCACUAUCAAAAUAAUGUCCAUGGAUGCCUCGUAAGCGUGAACAACAGAAACACACCACACCUGUAACCGACGGAAUACAUUAAUGAAUCCUUCCUCACCUGACUAUCGGUCACUUGACUCAUUUCCUGUGGAUUGAAAGAACCCCCCCGGUACGUUUAAAAUCGUCGAUACAAUUGCAUCCCGCGCAUCCGCUGUCGGGAUGUAAUCACGGGGACGCGAACAAAAACCCGUCAUUGUCGCUACACAGAGGACAGUGUAUUGCGGAGUAUUGCAGAGGACAGUGAAAGUUAAAACAGCGAACGUCCAUCCGUUGUAUAAUUUUUUUGUACGUUUAUUUAUUGAUAUAUAACAAGAGAUUGGAGUUGUAAUAUAUAAAUUAACGUACAGAAUGUAAGGAAAUGUGUCCAAGUAAGAAUAUUACUUUAAGGAAAAAAAAACGUACGAAUAGAUAAUUAUCGUUAGCAAUAUUGUAUAAUACAAGAAGAAUAGGAUCGGAAUAGUAAACACAUUUUUUAUUAAUUUUCAUAUCGCUUUAUAACGGAAUAAAUAUAGGUUCUAUCCGAGCAAUUUCUCUAAAAAUAGCACAAAUAUACGGUUCGGUGCAGUGAAGUGGAAGGAGGGAAGGAAGGACGAAAGAAAGAAAAGGAAGCUUCGUGGAACCAGUACGAUGCAAGGUGCAACACGUGCUGCUCGACAGCUGUUUUCCGGUUUAAGUUUGGACGUUAAGUCCAUUUUUAAUUUUGCGCCCGGGCGCACCUUUAAAUAAUAAUAAUUACAACGCGACACCGGGGGUGAAUCCUCCCCGUCUGCUACAAACUCGCGAGUCAUUCAUCGAAGCGCGCAUAAAUUUUCUUCAUAUACAGAGGUCGCAUUCCAGAGAAUCGUAGAUCAUCAUAACUGCACAGUUAUCUUCUACCGUGUCUCACUGUUUAAAGAUCGGAGCUCCGAACGACGUGAGAGAAUCCGGUCUGAUCAGCAAAUUAUUUGCAGGUAGUCUGCUAUUUCUAUUCGAUGUAAGAAACGAGAGAAAAAGGCAAAAGGAAGCGGCGCAAAUUUCGAAUUAACCUAUCUAUCUAGCCAUGGAGGACGAAGACUUUGGUUUCGCGAAGAGAACGGACAAUGUCCUGAAAAAGGUUUUCACCGUUAGCAAUGAACAAACACAUAGGAAUACAACUCAUAAUGUUGAACAUCUAAUCUGUUCCCCACCUAAGACAUCGGAAGUCGUUGGUGGAGGUGGAUCAACGACACCAGCGCCUCUGAUCGAGGCCGGAAGCAAGGGCCCUGAACGCGCGUCAACCGCCGUUGGCUCAGUCGUGCCCAACACGCCGAACAUACCAAACGUGGUGGAGUACCAUCUUAAAGUGAAGCCUAGGUCAACGACAAGGCGCUGCCGGCUCGAUAACGUUCCCGAUCAAUCUCUGGAAGAGAUGAAAAAGGAAAAGAGUCCGGUGUCUUCUGACGAUAAGAAGAAGGAUCUUGUGUCAAAACUGUCGCGGUUGUCCAUCGACAAUAAUGUUUUCGAGGGCUCUACUGAUCUGCCGCAAGUAUUUCAGGUGAAAUAUUUGGGAUCCCAUGAUGCAAGAGGCCUUUGGGGCAUCAAACAUACGAGAAGGCCCGUCGAUAAUAUGGUCUCCGCAGCGAAGGCUUUGCCGACUAACACAAUGCUUCCUCUUAUCAAGCUGGUCGUUUCUCAGGAGGGAGUUGCCUUGCUGCCGCUAGACAAGAGGAAGCAAGAUGCCAAUUUAUCUAAAAUGUAUCCUAUCGAGACUAUCUCCUACGGAGUGCAGGAUCUCAUUUACACCAGAGUCUUUUCCAUGAUCGUCGUUCGCGAGACGGAGAAUUUCAGGAGAAUUUCGCCGUUCGAGUGUCACGGUUUUGUCUGCGAAUCAAAGUACUAUGCAAGGCAAUUGACGUAUGCUCUCGCUGCAGCUUUCGAGAUCUAUUCUAAGAACGUAAAGGCUCAAGAAAAGCUGACCGGAGUCACCGGCGGGAGCAACACUGUCAGGAAGAGGUUUGCCAUUGAUCUGAGGAGUCCCGAGGAAAUCGAGGCGGAUCUUACAAUGGAUUCCGAAGCGUAAUUUUUAAAAUCUAUUGUAUUUAUUACUUUAAGAUGUAGAUAAAUGUAAACUUUUAAUUAGAAGUAUAUAUAAAAACAAAAAAGAGACGUUUAGAGAAAACUUCUACAUGAAGGAAGUAAAAAAGAAUUUGAAAGCGAUGAGCUUGAAGUACGUUUCGGAAAUCUAUUUUGAAGUACAUACAUGAUUUUGUCUUAACGCGUAACGUGAUGUAAAAUAGAUUAUUUUAUAUACCUCAAAUAAUAUUUCUUUAAAAGGACAAUACAGGGUAUAAGGUAGUUUUAGAUUUUUAAAAAGAAAUCGCAUUUAAUUAUAUUAUUUCAAGGAUUUUUAAUUUUUCCAUAGUAUUCCAUAGUUUUUGUUUCUGUUUAAAACCAGAGUUAGAGAAAAAAAUAUUUUUUUACAGUGAAAUAAUUAUUCUAACAAAAAAAGUAUAUCUUGUUUGCAAAUAGAUUUAUUGAAAUAUUUUAUAUGUUUAUAAUUAAAUAAAAGAAUUAAUAGAUAAGUUUAUGUAAAUAAUUGUAGAUAUAGUAAUUGUAGAUACAGUAAUUAAAGAUGUAAUUAAUAUUGAAUGAAUAAUUAUUUUUAUAUCGCGCAACAUAUUCUAUAUAAUAUUUCCGAAAAAAGACAACUUUUCACAUUAUAUCAAGUAUAUUAUUAAUAUAUUUUAAUAUCUAGUUUCUUUUUAAUACAAAUCAAUGAUUUCGAAUUCAUUUAUUUUAAAGUUUAGUUUAAAAUAUUCAAAAUUACUAUCUAUGUAUACAUUUAUGAAUUGGUGUGCAAGAAAAAGAGAGAAAGGAAAAGAGAGAAGAUGAAAGAAAUAUUUAUUGUCAGAGUGUUGUUAUUUGAAUAUGUGUGUUUGUAUAAUUGUUGUUUGUUUUAUUAUUUUAUCGGCAUUGCGAAAAGUUAGAUAGGUCUCGGCGAUCCGAGACAUGAUAGCUAGCUAUCCAAAGAUAUCGAAUAGAAAAUGAUGGAAACGCGAGAGUUGUGGAUGAUAUUUCAAGCGUCGCGACUUGUGCGAUUUCAUGAAAAUUUUAUGAUGUUUGACAAAUUAGACGAUUUUGGAUUUAUUUCUAGCUGUCUUACGUGUGCAUGUGUGUUUCUAAUUUAAGUUUUUUACUUUAAAAUUAUAUAUAUUACAUUGAUGAACUCUAUUAUGUGUAAUAAUAACAGAAAACUUAUUAUUACUUUAUGCACUUUAUAUAUUUAUUUGUUUUAUAUUAAGUUUUAUAUUAAUUCACGAAAGACCAAUAUCAAGACAUAUCAAUUGUUGUAAAUAGAUAGCCAACAACAUUUUUUUAUUACCGUAUAUAUUGCUUAUUUAAUCAAUAAGUUCUUUCUUUGAUUAUUUUUAAUACGUUUGCGAAAUUAUCGUGUCACGAUUUUUAUAUAUUUUAGGCUUGGGACAAUCGUGUAACGUUUUUCUUGUACACACGUGGCUUUAUGCUUUAUCUAUCAGUAUUAAGUGUAUGUUUUCCUUAUAAUUAUAAAUAUAAUUAAAAAUAUAAUAAUUAUAAAUAUUAUUAAAAGUA